AUGACAGUAACGGUAACGGAUAAAAAGGCAUGCUCUACUUCAAUUGAUGUGAAGAAGACACGUUUAACCACCACCUGGAGCCCCCAAGAUCAAAUCCCCGAGUUUGUGAGAAAUGAGCUUUCCAAACCCCACCCAAACUACAUCCUGGCGUUUUUAAACGUUGUGCAACAAUUAAAAAUCCAAAAGAGGACCGGUUUUCUCGACUUUGGCAUCGUUGAAUGCGAGAGUAUCUCGGACCAUAUGUACAGAUUAGGCAUAAUCACUAUGCUCAUCAAGGACCCGAAAGUCAACCGUGACAAAUGUGUCCGAAUCGCACUAGUACACGAUAUUGCCGAAUCCUUAGUAGGCGAUAUCACCCCAGUCGACCCCAUCGGGAAGGAGGAAAAACACCGUCGUGAAUGGGAAACUAUAAAAUAUUUAUGCAAUAUCUUAAUCAAGCCAUACAAUGAGAUCGCGGCAAAGGAAAUAAUGGACGAUUGGCUGUCUUAUGAAAACGUCACUUCAUUGGAAGCUCGAUACGUGAAAGAUAUUGACAAAUAUGAAAUGCUGGUGCAAUGUUUUGAAUACGAAAGGCAAUACAAAGGAAGGAAAAAUUUCGAUGAUUUCUUUAGAGCUGUAACCAGUGUCAAGACUGACGAGGUGAAAAGCUGGACUGAUGACCUUGUCAUACAGCGCCAAGACUUUUUUGCUAAGUUGCCUCAAUUGAACGAAUAA
Molecule: messenger RNA, 714 nt
Organism: Saccharomyces eubayanus
Lineage: Eukaryota; Fungi; Ascomycota; Saccharomycetes; Saccharomycetales; Saccharomycetaceae
Product: 5'-deoxynucleotidase
Exons: 1
Coding region: 1-714 (237 amino acids)
Cellular component (GO): cytoplasm
Molecular function (GO): 5'-deoxynucleotidase activity
Source: RefSeq, a predicted model, not a curated record